This is a messenger RNA of Cannabis sativa, 1867 nucleotides long. RefSeq lists its product as uncharacterized. Bases 60 to 1067 code for a protein of 335 amino acids. Lineage: Eukaryota; Viridiplantae; Streptophyta; Magnoliopsida; Rosales; Cannabaceae. The record is from RefSeq and is a predicted model, not a curated record. The transcript has 7 exons.
UAAAUACAUUAAUAUUUGCCAAUUCUCAUUUCCUGUCAGUGUGAUACUUCGCACUUCUAAUGUUUCUACUUCCAGCUUUGGUAGUAAUCAUUGCUUGUAAUCCUGAAAUGGAGAAGGCACAACGACACAAAGGCGAAUUCCCAUUCUCAACAGAAGUUUCUCAGUUGGACGAGGCUCUCAAGCUCUUGGAUUCUUCUCUUUCUCUUAUCAAAUGGCGCCUCAAACCUUCAGCAAGAACUCGACUCCAUAUGGAUGUUCUUGCAUUAUGCACUGGAAUGAGACCAGUCAUCAUGGUAGACUAUGGGGGAAAGAUGCCUGAACUGCAAGAACGAUUAUGUGCACUUCUCAAACUUUGUCAAAAGGAGUCUAGCAUUUUCCAACAUUUGAGAGUAAUGAUCAUAGAAGAUAUGAUAUAUUUGGUACACAUAAGAGGACUUGCUGAGCAUGUUCAGUCAAGUUUGAACUCAGAAAUACAGCUGCUCUUUGUGGACCUUGAACAAGAUCCUCUAAAGAUGAUAUCUCAGCCUGAAAACAACCCUUUAGUGAUGCAGUUUCUAUCAGUUCAGAAGCUGUUCGCUGAGAUAUUUCUUAUUGACGGAAUGAAGAGUAAUUGCUUGUCAUGUCCCAGGACAGGUGAAAUGCUGAAUGUUCAUUAUCCUGUCAAUGACAUUAUGACUUUGCAAUCUUCAUAUUUUAUUGAUCUUACUAGUUGUCUGCAAGACACCCAGGUCACAGUACCAACUUUAAAUGGAUGGCUUCUUGGGUAUCCAGUAGUAUAUGCAUUUGGCAAGGAGCAUAUUUCGGAGGCUAUUCGUAAUCUCUCCACCAAGUCUCUUCAUCUUUUCAAAAUAUCUGUUUGUAGGAAUGGUUCAUCCACCAAGGGAUCUGAGAUGGAGGAAUUGUUGAGUUUCUCAGUGCCGUAUGGUCUAAGCACGGGUGGGAGCAAUGAACUAUGGGCAAAAGCGUAUUUGGGUCAUAUGCAGAUGAAGUGGGAAAGGUGCAAGCAAGCUUGGAGGUCUCUGCGGAUGGAUGUGAGUGAAUGCAACCCACAAGCCAUUGUGUUGUAAUUGCAUUCCUUAUCAUCUUUUCAAGGGAUAGCAAUAGAAAAUAUAAAGAAACAAAAAAAUAAAACAAAAUACAAAAGUUGUAGAAGCUCUCCUUUUACCACUUGAUUAAUUGAGAAUUUUAUCUUAAUAUUCUUAAACUUGGGGAUUGAUUUUUAUUUGCUGAUAAAUUAUGGAAUACGUGGUACAGCUAGAACAGAAAGUUAAAUGUUCUCCGAAAUUAGUUUGGAAUGAACUUGCCAAUUCUUUCAGUAUUAUAUACUUUUUGAGAGAUGAGGUGAUCGAUCACAUUAUGAUUUAUCACUUAGAUUCUUUUGAGAAUGAAGAGGUAGAGAUCUGCGACGUCUUAUCUAUAGUCAGAUGUACGCAACCUUGUUUACGAAAAGGAAGUGAGACAGGUGGUUGGGUUAGGUCUCACUUUCUAUAAACGAAGUGACAAUAUUGUUCUCUUUUAUAAAUUAGGUUCGCAAUCGAAAAAGAUAAAAAGAAAAGAAUGGAUUCUAUUUUUAUCUUCAAAAGGAAUAAACAAUAAUGAUUAAUGUAUUUGUAGGCAUGUGCAAAGCCGUCCUAGAAGUGGGUGUUUUGAGCUUUGCAUUUAUGUAUCACAUUUUUCUUUGGUCAUUAAAAGAAGUUAUUCACAGCAAUAUGCAUGAGAGCGCAUCGUCUUUUACCAUUACAGCAUAAAAUAAGUGAAAAGGAAGGUAAAUAAAAGAGAAAACAUGAAAAAGAGAAAUAGCAUUACUGAGGUCGGAAAAUUCCCUUUACUCAAAUUGCAAGCAGAUCCUAAAAAAACAAAAGAAAAA